This is a messenger RNA of Akanthomyces muscarius, 657 nucleotides long. RefSeq lists its product as uncharacterized. The transcript is spliced from 2 exons. The record is from RefSeq and is a predicted model, not a curated record. Bases 1 to 657 code for a protein of 218 amino acids. Lineage: Eukaryota; Fungi; Ascomycota; Sordariomycetes; Hypocreales; Cordycipitaceae.
AUGCUGCAGCCGCGCCUCGCAAACGCGCACUCCUCGCGAAACAUUUCACCACUGCCGCUCUCAAUGUAUUCAUCCGGCGCACCGCCCCCGCCUCCGCUACCUCCUUCUGACAGAGUGGCCGUCGCGGGCAAGCGGCCACAAGCAACACCACCCUCCGUUAAACUUGAAGGGCCUGCCGGAGCAUUCCUCCUGGAGCUCAUAACUUCCAACGGCUACCCUUUCAAGGACCACUGGUCCUACUUUGUCCGCUCGCACCAUCACCAUGACACCGGCGUCGUCAUCCACGCGACGGGGGAUGUGGCCAAUGGGUUCCGCUUCGAGAUCAAGCGCUGCUUCGCAGUCAAUGAGCCUGGAACCCAGCCCGGCAGGCGGGUCUCGCUGCAGUGGAUCGACGGGAAGCACUUCGACGAGCAGGCGAUGCUCAAUAACUGGGAGCUAAAGUUUGAUACGGUGCCGGUCUGCGCAUUCGAAGAGAGCCUGUCCAGGGUCGAGGCGCCGGGGAAGACGCUGAAUACUGUGGACGGCGAGGCUGUAGUGGGAAAGAAGAUUGUGAUGAAGAACUGCCAGUCGUGGGUUAUUGAGUCGGCCGAGCAGCUAGUCGCCGAUAAGAUGCUUUCGCCAGAAGUCGCAGCAUAUCUUCGGGCCAUCGAACAAUAA